UUAUUAUACUAAUUUAGGUUAGAAAAAUAAUUAUACGGUUUUUAGUGAAAGUAAUUGUGUUGUAAUUAAUUACAUUUCCAAAAUGUAUAAUUAUAUGAGGAAGUGGUUGUCUCAGUCAUGAAUUGUCAGUGAAAAUUCAUAGAAAAAUUUGUAAUUUAUGUAUUUAUUACGUGAACACUCAUCAUGACAGACAAGAAACAAUCAAAGGACAAGUAAUACGUAAAAUAUACAAUAAUAAUAUACAAUAAAAGAUGCUACCUGGAUUUUCAAGACGCACGAGCCUUCAAGAUAUAUAAAAAAAAAGAGAUUUAGAAGAUGUCCUUAUAUACGUUUUGGAUGUUUGCGUUUGCAGAAUUAGUCCUAUGGAGCAACCGUCGAAAAUUCGUGAAUGAAUCGACAUCUUCGUACUGUGUGACGUCACUGAUAGCCAGUUCUCUGUAAUAGUCGUCCGUGAAAGAGGGGUGGCGAUCCAUGAGACGGCGCGUGCGUCCUCGUCGGCGUCGCGACGCGUCGGAGAAGCGCGACGCCAGCCGCACGGGACGAACAAACAGCCAGCCAACUAGACAGAUUCUGCCGCCGACUUCUUUUCAUCGUGUCCGAGUUCCGGUGCGGGAGAACAGCAACAGCACGAGAGAUGCGACGAUGAAAAGAAGCCACGAAGACGACGGAUCUGAAAACAUUCUCCUCAGAGCUGAGAAAAUCUCGCCCCACUCGCGCGCUUCCGUUUUCUCCGCUCUUCAGAUGAAGAUUCGCCGCUGCGCCUAGCGCAUUCUCCACCACCGUGCAGUGUGAUUUAUUUCGUGCACUUCCCAGAGAAAUCCCCGGCUCGUAUCUCUUUCUCUCUCCCUCUUGGCGGCAGAGAGAGAGAAAGAGAGAAAAGAAGAAAAAGAGAACGGAGCAUCCGCUCCGUUUCGUGCGUUCCGUUCUAAUUGAUCGAUAAUACGGACCCGCGCUCGGAUAAUAAGGUCGCGCGCGACUAAUUGCGAUCCGGAUAACGCAGAAUCACACCAGUAUUCACAGGGCGGAAGAGGAGAAAGAAGAAUCAAAGGAGAAGUUUCGCUAGGAGGUGAAAAAGCGCCCUUAGGCGUGUACGAUUCGAUUGUAUGCCUUGGGCUACGUCCACAUAUAUGAUGAAAUUACAGCUGCUCGUUAUCGAGACGGACUACUGCUGGAGGAAAGCGUUGCUUAGGAUGGUAUUGGAUCCCAAGGCCACCAGUUUGCACAGCGAUUACGGAAGCUUCGAUCGACCGCUGGGCGCCGGUGAGGGCCACGAGAGGGACGUCGAGGCGGCGGUUGAUGGAAACAGCAGCGGGAUGGCACAGUCCAGCGACGUUUAUCAGCGGCAGCCGUUGCUGCCCGGCGCGCCGUUGUCGAAAAACAAGGACAAGUGGUCCGGGGUGGCUUCGGGCUCGGAUUAUUACGAGGACGACGAGGACGAAAAGGAUAUCGAAAGCCUGAGCAGACAUUCCGGGCUACCGAAUGGUUCCGGCAGCAGCAUCAUCAAGAUCGACAUACCGCCUCCACUCCGUGAGGAGCCACGCUUCCCCAAGGAGAAGUGGAAAACAUUUCUCGCGUUUCUCUUUAUGGUCGUGAACUUCAUACUGACCACCGCGUCUCUCGCAAUGGUGCACGAGCGCGUCCCAGAUAGGAGUACGUACGGACCGCUGCCCGACGUGGUGCUGGAUAACGUUGGCGCGCAGGACUGGGCGCUCAACGUCUCGGAAGUGCUGAUCAUGAUCAUGUCCAAUGCCGCAAUGGUGUUUAUCAUUUUCCAUAAGCAUAGGUUUAUUGUAGUUAGACGAAUAUUCCUUCUAAUGGGGCUACUCUACAUGAUGAGAAGCGUCACGAUGUACGUGACGGUCUUGCCGAUCGCCAGCAAAACUUACUACUGCAGUCCGAAGGCGAACAACACUAGCCCGCUGCUUGUGACAAAGAGGGUCUUGCAGCUCAUCUCCGGCUUCGGUUUGUCCAUUAACGGCAAACACACUUACUGCGGGGACUAUAUUUACAGCGGGCACACCGUGGUGCUCGUACUCAGUUACCUGAUCAUUACGGAGUAUUCUCCGAAGUUUCAAGGGAGAAAGUUCCAACCGAUACAUUGGUUAGCGGGUCUGGCGGUGAUUGUCGGGGUAAUUAUGGUCCUGGUAGCUCACGGACACUACACCGUGGAUGUACUUAUAGCGUAUUAUGUUACUACACGCCUGUGGUAUAUUUAUCACACUCUAGCCAACAAUCCGAAUCUUAAGCAAUACGGACCAAACAACUUUUUGGCCCGACUCUGGUGGUACCCCAUUUUCAAGUAUUUCGAAAAGAAUGUGGGCGGCACGGUGCCACGACAAUAUGACUGGCCUCUACCCUGGCCUCGACGGUUUCUUGCCAAGCACCCCAACCGAGAUAGUUAAUAUUUGUCUUGACUUCACUGAUAGAGGCUGUUUAAAAAACAAAGGAGUUACUUUUGUUGUAUAUAUUAUAUACAUAUAUAUAUAUACACACACACAAACAAACAAACACACACACACACACACACACGCACACACACACACACCUACCGUAUGUAUAUAUUUAGGCUUGUUAAUAUGAAGGUAAAGUCUUCGCUAGAGAGAGAGAGAGAGAUAUAUGUGGGACGUACGACUGUUUUUGGUAGCAACACAUUCAUUAUGGAAGCAUGACGCUUUGUGUCGUUCACUCCUUUGUAAUUUAAUUGUGAACUCUUAGACACAAUACUCGUGCUCUCUCACGUAAAGUCAUCGUCCAAUCGGCCCGAAUUUACUUUUUGCUUGAUUUUUAUACGAUUUAUAUAUAAUGUAAAGAGUAGAUAGAACGACGGUUGGAAUUUACGAUAGUAGAUAUCGUAAAGGUUCGAAUGGAGGAAGGCAGUCCGGAAUCGAUACGCAAUUGGCGCGUUGUGUAAAAUGAUUCGCAUAAACGCGUUCGUAUUUUCAAAUAAAUAGCUGCGCAACAAACCGAAAGUAAUACAGUAACUAAGUAAAAUGUGUAGAACAGAUGCGCGUUUUUAGAAACCCGAUCGAUCCUGUACGAUAAAAAGAAUUAUCUUUAUUAGCCCUCAGCGAAAUAUUUGUAAAUAAACGCGAGAAUGAAAUCUACAUCCUUCCUCCAGACGAAUCUUUGAGUCACAUUCUAACGUUUCGACUUCCAGUACCUAGAUAUCGUCGUCCCUGACUCUGCAUUCGCGGCACGAAUUAUUCCGGUGAAAAACGAUUUUGCAGACAAAUUUGCCAAAAGUGCACCGUAGAUCCGCGAUGUGCAUAUUUUCGUCAUAGUUCCACUCUGCCGAUUAUCCUCGAAAUUGUUUUCCUCGUGCUUCGGAGAGAAAUAUCCAGUGUCCAGUCCCUUACUGGGAGACGAUUGUGCAAUUUCGUGGGACCAAAACAAGGAGCGCUCAAUAGUAAAUGUUAGUUUAUAUAGCACUGAAUCUAAAAAUACAAGCAAGCAUACCGAGUCGCGAGGUAGCACACAUGAUCUCCAUAAUUUAUAGUAAUAUCAUCAAAGAUCAUUGAUAAAAGACUAUUAAUAAUAAUAUCACCGAUUCCGUGUCGUGAUUAGACUACGCGAUAUAUCGCGAAUGGAAUUUGAAACCUACUACCUGCCAUAUAUACAAAUUAUCGUCGAUUCUCACUUCAAAUAAAUGUAGCCUGCCGCAGAUUUGGAUAAGUUCACCCGUGAGAAUCCCAUGACGUUUCAUAGACUAAAUUUUUAAAAGGUACACCUCAACUCUUUUAACUUUCACUAAUCGAUGUCGUACGAAAGUAUCUAGAGGAAUAAAAAAGAAGAAAGUACUGAAGCACUCGUGCCGCAUUCGUGUUUUCACGGAAUAAGAUCGUUGUGCGCCUGUGCAUACACCGGAUGUUGUCACAUAUGUAUAUAUGCAGAGACGAUGUGUGCAAGCUUUGCAAGGAUUGCCGGUUUGCGCGGAGGGGCCGAUGUAUACGAAUAACGAUCGAUCUUUCGCACGAUUCUUCCCUUGUUCUCUUCUCGCGUCUCAUGAUUCCUUGCGCUUCUUGCCCGCGCUCUCUUUCAUCGUCAGGGAGAGAGAGAGAGAGAGAGAGAGGAGACGACACAUUUUAUUAAUUUAAUGAUGUGAUGAGAAUGUCGCGAUUCUUUGAAUACUUGGAGAGACGCGUGAAGACAUUGCGAAUCUCAGUUAAUGAUGUGCAAGUGGGCGAUAAACGAAUCGCGUGACCAUUCGUUCUCCUAGCGUCCAAUGAAAGUCGUAUGCGUGAGCGUGUGCGUGUGUUCGCAUGUGAUAAAAGUGCUAGGUUUAAAUUAUGUUAAGAAUAUCUUGUUAUAUCUUGUUCGCGAAUGGUUCAUUGUUGAAUCUCUAACAAGUACGAAAGGCACUCGUAGCUUUCUCGUUGAAUUUCCGUCAUUUUGUAUAUAGUUUGAAUAAAGAAUAAAAUUUCCAGCGACA
This is a messenger RNA of Linepithema humile (Argentine ant), 4429 nucleotides long. RefSeq names its product phosphatidylcholine:ceramide cholinephosphotransferase 2-like. Gene Ontology annotation, molecular function: sphingomyelin synthase activity; ceramide cholinephosphotransferase activity. The record is from RefSeq and is a predicted model, not a curated record. Gene Ontology annotation, biological process: sphingomyelin biosynthetic process; ceramide biosynthetic process. Lineage: Eukaryota; Metazoa; Arthropoda; Insecta; Hymenoptera; Formicidae. Gene Ontology annotation, cellular component: endoplasmic reticulum membrane; plasma membrane; Golgi membrane.